AUGGGCUUUAUCUCGACCCGAUUGUGUUCAGGAGCACGCGCUGUGUCUCCAGCGUGUAUGAACAUCUAUGAAGGAAAGCUAUAUGAGCUGCCGCAUUAUUUCACGACGGAGGCUAGGCAGCAAUGCCACUGUGCAUCCAGCCAGGGAUGCUUUGAAGUCAUCAUUGCAUAUUUCGUGUACAUUAUACCCUUCUUGUCUCUCUUAUGGGAAAUGGCUAACUGGUUCUACAAAGGAUUCUCUUUUUUUGUGGCAUCCUGGGCAUUGCGUACGGCACUCGAAAUGUUGAUCAGACAUCUGGAGCACCCACAGCAUCCUGAUCAAGAUCUUGAUGAUCGUCCGUUGUUUAUGGUCGUCUGA
This is a messenger RNA of Fusarium graminearum PH-1, 357 nucleotides long. RefSeq lists its product as uncharacterized. The record is from RefSeq and is a predicted model, not a curated record. Lineage: Eukaryota; Fungi; Ascomycota; Sordariomycetes; Hypocreales; Nectriaceae. Bases 1 to 357 code for a protein of 118 amino acids. The transcript is spliced from 2 exons.